UUGUGUCUAUACUUGAGUAACGAGCUCUUUCGCCGGACGGAAGACGCUUGAACUUCCCACUAUACGUCAAAACCUGCCUACCAUGGGAAGACUUAUCAAAAAUCACUGGGCGCGACUUAUUAUCCUUACAGCCUCAGCUUACCAAAUUGGUGGGGCGAUCGAAGGAUUUAUCUGGCCGAAGGUGUUCUGGGACUUUAUGACGCUCAAUCUGAACGGCGCUGUGAAUCCGGUCCCUGUUCUUCAAAUCCUAAACCUCCUCUUGGGCCUACUUGGACUUGCAUGGGAAUGGCCUUUGAAAUAUGUCGCCGGCUCCCUCGCGCACCGCAGCAUCGAAUUUCGGUUGAUCUUCUAUCCCCUCAGCGCUCUCCUCUCCAUGCUCCUCUACCAGGGAACGGACCCUGCUCUAUACUACCUUAUUGGGAUCGGGGUAUAUUUCUGGGCCUACAGUGAGGGCGAGGUUGUUUGCCCUGUACCAUGGACCCUCCCGAAACGAAGCGAAUACAAGGUAUAGCAACAACUUGUACCAACACGAAACCUGACACUUGACGACCACGACAUGAUAUGAUUUGAUGAAACGAUACCCAGCGAUGCUAGUAUAUCGGUAAUAUGUGCUUUAUGGAGUUUGGACAGAUAAAAGGUCCUCUUUCAGUCAGUGAUGACUGUCCAGCUAUUGACCUGGAUGUGGCAGUUAUAUAAGGACUCUGUUGCCUGGACGCCAGAGUAUAUGUAUCUGUGUGUACUAUAGUUCUGUUUUUCUCAAAACAAAGAUAAUUCAUUUUACAAGA
Molecule: messenger RNA, 785 nt
Organism: Aspergillus eucalypticola CBS 122712
Lineage: Eukaryota; Fungi; Ascomycota; Eurotiomycetes; Eurotiales; Aspergillaceae
Exons: 3
Coding region: 83-511 (142 amino acids)
Source: RefSeq, a predicted model, not a curated record